UACCACCUCGAAAGCUUGACGCUUUAUAUAUUGGUUAUCUUCUGUAGUGAUCGAUGGGGGAGGGGAAAACUCGUGAACAGAUUACUUGGCAAAAAUUUGUCUAACAAAUAAGAAAUUGGAAAUCUAAACCAGGUUUGAUAUUGUUACUCGAUUGUCGUCGAACGUCACACAUUACUCCGAUUUCAUAUCAUAUAAGAGCGUAGACCUCUGGUAACCUCUGUCUUGGGCAACUAAAUUGCCCAGCGAUUCUAAUCAGAACAUUCACUUAAGUGAAAAUUCGAAUGAUGGACGAAUUGAAUUUUAUACCUCAGCCGUAUUGCUCUUAACUGGAAAAAAUCGCGGCAUGUGUAGAAAAGAAAUUGACAGUCCUUGGUCUUGGUUGGUUUGUUUCUGUGCAGUUGUUAUGAUCGCCAUAAUGUUUGGAAUUUCGCUCAACUUUGGAAUUCUGUUUCCAGUUUUAAUGGACUACUUUGAAGAGUCACGCGAAAGGACAGCUUGGGUUGGCUCAGUGGGAAUAGCCUUCAUAUUUGUCCUUGGACCUUUGACCAGCAUGUUAGUGAAUCGUCUUGGCUGCCGUUUAACAGCCAUGCUGGGUGGUUUAUCAGGAUCCAUUGGUUUGCUACUCUCUUCUUUUGCUUCUAGUAUUUAUGUUUUGUAUGGGACUUAUAGUGUUCUGUUUGGAUUUGGAAGCAGUUGCAUUUUUGUCUCAUCUUAUGCGGUAACAUCACAGUACUUCAAAAGGAACCGAUCUUUAGCAACUGGCAUUCUUGCAUCAGGAACAGGCCUCGGUGUUCUUGGCAUAGCACCAGUUCUUCAAGGUUUGUUGGACUCCUUUGAUUGGAGGAAAACUUAUCGUCUAACUGCUGCUAUUUAUUCAGCUGUUUGCAUUCUUGGUCUCACAUUUAGUCCAGCUUUAGCAAAGAAGGAGAAAAAUGCAGCUGAGAAAGAAAGUGAGAGACUUGAAGACUUGGAUGAAGAGGAAGGAAGAAGAAUAGAAAUAUGCAACAAGUGGAUAGACUUCUCUGUCUUUAAGGACAAGGUGUUUGUAGUUCUAACACUUUCAAUGUCAGUAGCCUUUAUAGGGCACCACGCCCCAAGGUUACACCUGGUGAGAUUCUCAGAGGGCCUCCAUGUUUCAGCUGAUGCUGCCUCAAGGCUUUUUAUUUACAUUGGUAUCACAACAUUCUUAGGCCGCCUGCUCAGUGGAAUCUUGUGUAACAUACGGGCCAUAAAUCCCCUCCAUGUGUUCAUGCUUGGUUUUAUAUUGGAUGGCUCAUCUGUUAUUUUGCUCAUCCAGGCCAAAAACUAUGGGCAUCUAAUGGCAUUUUCUUUCUUGUAUGGCUUGGCAGAUGGAUUUGAAAUAGGCACAUUUAACAUUUGCAUGCUAGGUAAUUACACAGAGCCUAGGAAAAGAGCAUCUGCUUUUGGCUUAAGUGCUAUCUUCUAUGGAACAAUGACUGCAGCUGGGCCUCCCUUAGCAGGUUUUAUGGCAGAUCAUCUCCACACUUAUGUGCCAUCUUUCAUCUUGGCUGCGGUGGUAGAGUUAACAGCAGCAGCACUGACUUUAAUCCUUGUUUGUGACAAAAAGGAGAUGAACCAUAAACUAAGCGAACGUACUGAGAUCGAAGAAGACAAUCGAAGUGAACAUCUGAGACCAGUGCUGUGGGAGACAACUUUGUAAAGAUAACAAACUUGGAAGAAAACUAUGCUGGCUACUUCUCCAGCAAUUAUAGUCGACGAAACCUGCAAAAAUUUUCAGGCGAUGGGUCUAAAAACGCAGACCACGGUUGGUGGGUCACUGGUCUCGAGCUACUGUUUGGUAAUUGUUCAUUUCAACGCUGUAAAAAAAAAUGGAAGGUAAUCGAAUAACAACAGAACCUAUUUUGCAACACAAUAGGUAUAUGAGUAUGAGAGCGAUCUUCGCAGUAAUGAACACUAUUUUGAGCAGUAGUGAAAAUGAGGCCUGAAAAA
Molecule: messenger RNA, 1971 nt
Organism: Stylophora pistillata
Lineage: Eukaryota; Metazoa; Cnidaria; Anthozoa; Scleractinia; Pocilloporidae
Product: monocarboxylate transporter 4
Biological process (GO): transmembrane transport
Molecular function (GO): transmembrane transporter activity
Source: RefSeq, a predicted model, not a curated record